AUGGUCGGCCUGACGCGAAUUUUACACAUGCUCUCCAGCGAGGAUGCUCGUGCUUCACAUCUGGUGUCUCGGGACCCUAGUUCCGCCCAUGAACCGCUGAGUAGCAGUGAUAGGGCAGGCUUCAUUUCGAUGGGAGUUAUUGCCUCUCUCUCCUUUGUUUCAACUUUCGUUCUUUUAUGUUUCCUUUCCUACCGCUUCAUAUUCUGGCGGAAAUACUACAAGCGACCCCUUUCGGAGAACCAGUACGUCGUGCUUAUUUACAACCUGCUUCUGGUCGAUAUCCAACAAGCCACGGCAUUCUUGAUAUGUCUUCAUUGGGUUUCGAAGGGGGCUGUUUAUUAUCCAAGCGCUGCCUGUGUCCUUCAAGGGUGGUGGAUUCAGGUCGGUGACCCUGGGAGUGGGUUGUUCGUCAUGGCAAUUGCAAUGCAUACUGGUGCGGUCGUCUGGCGAGGUCGCCAACUACCAUAUGGGAUCUUUGUGGCCUGUGUUGUCGGACUCUGGGCCUUCAUCAUCUUACUGGGAUUGAUUCCUGUUGGAAAGUUCACUUCCAAUACAUUUGUCAUCUCCGAAGCUGGAUGGUGCUGGAUUAGUCGCGAUCAUGAGACGGCGCGACUUUGGGUCCAUUAUCUUUGGAUUUUCCUCGCCGAAUUCGGAACUAUCGUUCUAUACGGGAUCCUAUUCUUCUACCUCCAGCGCCGUAUGAGACAGGCUGCGAUGCUUAGACAAAACCACCAGGAAAACCUGAAACGUCUCAAUCGAGUGGUCAUUUACAUGGUUAUCUAUCCCUUGGUGUACCUUGUUCUGUCGCUUCCAUUGGCGGCCGGUCGGAUGUCCACUGCCCGGCAUAUCAUCCAGAGCCGAGCAUACUUCGCUGUUGCUGGGUCUCUGAUGGCUAUUUCUGGUUUGGUCGAUGUACUAGUCUAUACCCUGACCCGUCGUCACCUCCUGCUCGAGACCGAACUCAGCACUUCGGACAAGAUGUAUGCCUACUCGAACUCGAACGCGUACCAAACGCAUAUUACUACUACAAGGGACAACAAAAAGUUCCGUGUCGGGUCUCGCCUGCGUCGUGGGCUGCAGAGCGUCAACGAUACGGUAAAUGACGACCGGGGCGAUUCUACCGAAGACAUUGUCCGCAAGGGCGACAUGGAGCUAGUUGACAUGGGUCAAGGUGUGUACCAGGAGACGACGAUUGAGAUUUCGCACGAGCCAGCGGAUCCCGAGGAAUACCAGAGAGAGAGCGGACGAGUGAGUGAGUGA
Aspergillus steynii IBT 23096 is the source of this 1260-nucleotide messenger RNA. RefSeq names its product protein gprD (gene gprD). Bases 1 to 1260 code for a protein of 419 amino acids. The record is from RefSeq and is a predicted model, not a curated record. Gene Ontology annotation, biological process: adenylate cyclase-activating G protein-coupled receptor signaling pathway. Gene Ontology annotation, cellular component: plasma membrane. The transcript has 2 exons. Lineage: Eukaryota; Fungi; Ascomycota; Eurotiomycetes; Eurotiales; Aspergillaceae. Gene Ontology annotation, molecular function: G protein-coupled receptor activity.